Messenger RNA from Closterium sp. Naga37s-1, 8517 nucleotides. The record is from the annotation of a GenBank genome assembly. Lineage: Eukaryota; Viridiplantae; Streptophyta; Zygnematophyceae; Desmidiales; Closteriaceae.
AUGAGUGGUCCGGGAUCUUCCGCUCCUUGCACUUCUCACACUGGCACUUCUGCUGCAAUCGCUGCUGCAAAUCCUGUUCCUGAUUCCACUGUUGCCGAUCCUAGUCUGAGUGAAACGACUGGUUCAGGCUCAGGUGGAGUGUGUGAGAGCACGAGGCAGGUGCUGCUGGGGCAGUUUGAGGACUUGGAGGGAGCCAUGGACUCGUGGGACCACCUCUUCUGCCGCAGAUGCCUCAUCUUUGAUUGCAAGACACACGGAACCGUCGACGAGCCAGUGGUGCCUUCGGAUCAGCAACCCCCUGUGGAAUCUACUGACGUUGGCAAGUCACCCAUGCCUGCUGGGCCUUGCGGCCCCUUGUGCUUCAUGCAUGUUCCUGCUCUCAUGGCACUGAAGCUUACUCGAAUGCAAGCAGCAGAGAAGAAAGCAGCAAAAACCAAGGCAAAAGGCAAGAAAAAAGGGAAGCAGAUUGUUGGUUUGGUGAAAAUGGAGGAUGAGGAGGAGGAAGCAGAGGAAUUGGAGGAAGAGGAGGAGGAGGAGGUUGAAUUAUCGGACAGUGUUGCUGGGGAGGAGAGUGAGGAGGAGGAGGAGGAGGAGGAGGAGGGAGGGGAGGAGAAUGCGGAAGAAGAAGAGGAGACAAUGGAGGAGGAGGAGGGUGAAGAGGUGGAGAAGGAGGGAGGCAAGGAGGGAAAGAGUGUGAAGGAAGAGGAGAUGGGCGAGGAGGAAGAGGAGGAACAAGAGGAACAAGAGGAGGGAAAGGAAGGAAGCUCGGAAGAGGAGGGUGAUGCGAGUGAUGGGGAGGCUUGUACGGGGGAUGAGGCGGAAGGAGGUGAUGUAAGGAUGACUGCUGAUGUGGAAGGUGAUGGGGAUAGGGGCUGUGAGCGGGAAAAUGGAGAGGAGAAAGAGGCAAUAGAAGGCAAAGAGCGGGUGAGAAAUCUGGAAGAAGGGGAGGAUGUGAAGGAGGGAAGAGAAGUGAUGGAAGAAGAGGAAGGGAGGGAAGGGAUGGAAGGGACGCAAGGAAAGGACGGGAUGGAAGAGGAGGAAGGGAGGGAAGGGAUGGAAGGGACACAAGGAAAGGACGGGAGAAGCAAGGAGAAGCAGCAGCAGCAGCAGCAGCAGCAGCAGCAGCAGGAGCAGCGGGAGCAGCAGGAGGAGCAGGAGAAGGAGCAGCAUUGCGAUCAGCAGGAGUGGAGUGCGUUGGAGAGGGAAUUACUGAGCAAGGGCGUGCGGAUAUUCGGUGCGAGCAGCUGUGUGCUGGCACGCACAGUGCUGGCUCACCUCAAGACGUGCUCCCAGAUCGCACACUGCUUGUUGGGGCAGGAGGGGGGCGACAUGCAUGAAGAGACACCCACCCCGACGGGUCGCCAUCGCCGCCGCACGGCCAAGGCAAGGCGGAGGCUGGUGCAGGCACAGUGGGGGUACAACAAGGGGCGCCGGAAGGGAGGAGCAGGGCAACCCGUGGUGGUGCAAAGGCUCAAGGCAGAGGCCUCGAAAGAGCGUCAGUACGAGCCAUGCAGCUGCAAAGGGCCAUGCGCCAAGGCCACAUGUGAAUGCAUCAUGAGGGGUUGCUUCUGCGAGAAAUACUGCGGCUGUGCCCAGGCGUGCAAGAACCGAUUCAGGGGCUGCAACUGUGCCAAGAGCCACUGCUCCUCGCGCCUCUGCCCCUGCUUUGCUGCAUCCAGGGAGUGUGACCCUGACCUCUGCCGCAACUGCUGGGUUGAUUGCGGGGAUAACCGCCAAGGGGCUGUGCUGCCACUGCCACCGCCUGUGAGGGAGAAAAACUACGACUGCCACAACAUGCGCUUGCUGCUGCGCCAGCACCAGCACAUUCUACUAGCCCCCUCGGACGUGGCUGGCUGGGGUGCCUUUCUCAAGAAGGAGGUGGCGAAGAACGACUACGUGGGGGAGUACACAGGCGAGCUCAUAUCAGAGGCGGAGGCAGAGAGGAGGGGCAAGAUAUACGACCGCAUCAAUUGCUCCUUCCUGUUCGAUCUCAACAAAAAGGGGACAGAUGCGGCCUCCCCCGGCUGUACCGUCUCCGCGUCGGCGGUAUCCUGCCCGGCGGGACUUGGGGGCCGCGCAUUUGCGCUCAACGCGCAAGCUUACAUCGCGGGCGCAGGCCGAGAAAACGCGCUCGUCCUGGGCGCGGGCGGAACCGCGGAUAAGGGAUCCGCGGGUUCCGCAUUCACUAUCGCCGCGCUCUCGCCUCCGCUCGGUGGCGGAGGCUCCUUUUCGGCGCGCUUCACAUUCCAGCUGGAGGGGCAGAACGAGGCUGACGUGGCAACGGGGCUUGCUUUCGUCAUCAUUGGCGGAACCAACACCGCUGUCGGAUCGCCUAGCUCUGCCGGCUACGGCGGCGCCGCCUUCGAUGCCAGCCUGGCAGUGGUGAUCAACGGCCGCCCGCCCAUCUCUGCCGGCCUGCUGCUGGGCGGCAAGGCGGACGGCACUGCCGGAUGGGCGGCUCUCAACCCCUCCGCGCCUGACGCACCCCAUCUCCUGGUCCCGGGGGUGCAGCAGCACGCCUGGGUCGACUACGACGCCUCUAGCACCACCCUCCGCCUCUUCCUCAGCGGCUCCUCCCCCACCAAGCCUGCAGCUCCGGUGCUCUCCGAGCCUGUCGACCUGGCUCGGACGCUCGGCUUGGCCGCAGACGGCAGCUGCCCAGAUGGCAUUGGCGAGGCGGCGGUGGGCGGCGGUGGUUGUCUGUUUGUGGGGUUUACGGGAGGGUCGGCAGCAGUGGAUACAGCUGAGCUGGCAGCAGCGGGAGUGGUCCCCGGAGGGGAGCUCAUCCAGACCGUUGACUCGUUUGACUUCAAAUUCCUCUCCGCCGACGCUACAGCCGGCGCUACAGCCGGUGCUACAGCUGAUACUGCCACUGCAACCUCUGCCGAUGCUACCAGCACUGAGUCACGCCUCCCCCGCUCGGCAGAUAUCAGCAGUGCAACGGUGGCUUCCUUCGGAGCCACAGACCCCUCUGCUGCAGGCGGCGGUCUCUUCUCAGUCGCCUCUGUCGAUUCCAGCUCUGGCACUGGUGGUCUCACUGCCUCUGCCGCCCCUGCCCCUGCCCCUUCCGCUAGCUCCCCCUCCUCCUGCAACGUCACUGCCACCAGCAUCUCGUGUGCUGGUUUUUCCUCUUCUUCCUCCUCCUCGCCCUUCUUCGUCCUCUCUGGGGAUGCUCAGAUCGGGCCCGGACCGAACUUCCCCAUCUGGCUCGACACCACCACCAAUGCUGCAGGCUGCGCCUUCUCCAUCCCGAGCCUCAGCCUCAGCCUCGGCACCGGACCGGUGGCGUUUGAGGCGGCGUUUUCGUUUUCGUUUGCGACGAGUGCGGAUUACAACAGCUGGGGUAGUCGAGGGCUGGCGUUUGUGCUCACUGCCGGGGAGAAGACCGCCUGUGGCCGCAGCUCCGCCAGCAACAUAGGCUAUGGAUCAGCCCCUAACGCGUCGUUCGCAAAUAGCAUAGCAGUGGAGCUGAGAGCGCGGCCGACGGCGUGUGUGGCGGUGGUGGUGGGCGGGCAGGUGGCCGGCGACAACUGUGCCGACUCCGAUGCCAUGGCGCUGCUGCCGCCAGGGCAGGCGUUCACGCUGAACGAGCCGCAGCACGUGUGGGUGAGUUAUGACGGCAGCAGCGGCACGCUGCAGGUGUUUGUCUCCCCAGGCGCGGCCACCAAGCCCUCGGCGCCCGUGUUGGUGGCGCCCAUCGAUGUGGCGGUGGUUCUGGGAGGCACGGCGGGGCUGUCGGUGGGCUUCACAGGCGCGUCGUGGUGGACGUGGGUGGACGACCUUGAAGACCACCUCAUCCACUCCCUGUCUUUUGAAGCUGUCCCCCCCGGGUCGCAGCAGUCCCUGCCACCCUCCCCUGCGCCCACCACGUGCCACCUCGCCCCCUCCCACACGCAUCUCACCUGCUCGGGCUUUGCGGGCCGCUCAGCCUUCCGCCUGAACGGCUAUGCCCACGUGGGGCCCGCCCCCUCCUUCCCCCUCGUCCUCGACACCGGCGGCACCGCUGGCAGCGCGCUCACCCUCGCUGACCUGGCACUCUCGCUGGAUUCGUCCACGUCCGCAGUAACUGCAGGAGGAGACCCGGUGGCAGCAGUGGCGUUUGAGGCGGCGUUUGCGUUCUCGGUGUGGACGGAGACGUCUUAUGGCUACCGGGGUAGCAGGGGUUUGACUUUUGUUGUUAGCAGCGGCGACAAGACUGCCUGCGGGUCGAGUGAUAUGGGAGCCAUAGGGUACGGGGGAGCGGCACCAGGGGCGUUCAACGGGAGUGUGGCGGUGGAGGUGCGGUCGGGGCCCACCUCGUGUGUGGCUGUGGUGGUGAACGGCGUGGCUUCAGGCGACAACUGCGCUGCUGCUGACCACAUGACCGGCCUCACAGGAGACCAGGAGAUUGCACUGAGCGAGAGGCAGCACGCGUGGGUGGCAUACGACGGCACAUCCCAGUCACUGGAGGUCUAUCUGGGCGGCAGCGACGGCAUAAAGCCCGAGGAGCCGGUGCUGCGGGCGUCGCUUGAUCUUGUGGCUGUCAUUGGUGCCACGUCAGCAUCUGUGGGGUUCACAGCUGGCACGUGGUGGUGGGGAUGUGGCGACACGGACGACCACCACCUCAUCCAUUCCUUCGCAUUCAACACUGUGUCCCCCGGGUUCCUGCCGGCAGCACAGCCCACACAGGCGCCCACCUGCGAAACCACCGCCUCCUCUCUGCACUGCACUGGCUUCGCCGGUUCCACCCCCUUUGACCUCAACGGCUACGCGCAGCUCGGCCCGGCGCCGCACUUCCCGCUCUGGCUCGACUCGUAUGAUUCUGUCGGCUCUGCGCUCUCCCUCGCGCCCCUCUCCCUCCUCACCCCCUCCGCCCGCUCCUCCGCCUUUGAAGCCGCCUUCUCCUUCACCUUCCUUGCCGAUGCCUGCGCUGCUAUCCCGGUGACGGGUAGAGGAUUCACCUUUGUGCUCACCAGCGGCCCAGCAACUGCUGUCGGACCACAAAACGCAAGUUCCCUGGGCUAUGGGUCAGCAGGAGGCGCGUUCCUCAAGAGUGUGGCAGUGGAGUUCCGCCUGUGCCCCGUACCCUGUAUAGCCGUCUCCUCUAAGGGAGUCGUGGCGGGAGACGGUUGUGCUGGAGCUGAGUUCUACACUGUUCUGCCCCCAGAGAAGGCCUUCCCACUCAACACCCAGCAGUACGCCUGGGUGAGCUACGAGGGGGCCUCUCAGACCCUCAACGUGUUCCUGGGGGGAUCGUCCAAGGUCAAGCCAGGUGUACCAAUGCUCACUGCCCACGUGGACAUUGAAACCAUCCUCGGCGCCACGUCAGCGUCCGUGGGGUUCACAGGUGGCACGUGGUGGGGGCAGGACAUGGCGAGUGAACGACACAUCAUCCACCAGCUCAGCUUCGUGGGAGGAACUUUCCUGGAAACGACCAACGUAACGGCAGAGCUGACGAGCGCCUUUGCAUACUCCAACGAAACGGAUCUUUCCCUCUUCACCACCACCACACCCUUCACCACCACUCCCACCACCACCACCACCGACACCACCACCGCCACCACAACCACCGCCACCUCUUUCUCAUCUACCGAUGCUCUUGCCACCACCGGAACAGCCGGGGGGGCGGCGGUGCUGUCAGAGUUGUCUCCCGAUGCCACGCGCGGCACAGUGGAGUUCCGCUUCACCGCCACCACCGCCUCGGGGCCGCAGUCCUUUGUGGGGCGCCGCCGCAUCGUUGCUUCCCGCCCCGUGGUGCGAGCACACGUGUACGUGUCCAACAUGGAGGAUCGACCCAUGGCUGAUGUGGCAGUGACAGCACGCAUCACCUACCCCAACGGCACCGACGCCUCGCACUGCUUCGUCUUCAGCGACCCGCUGCUGCAGGGGAUUGACGACGUCAGCGGUGCAGGCACCCUCCCUCCUGCCACAUCAGCGGGCGUUGAUUGGCUGCUCCUCGCUCUGGACUGCGCCGCGCCUGCCACUCCCACCAACUUCAAGUUCGCCAGCACCCUGCACUACACCCUGCCUGCAUCAUCAUCCACGUCAUCAUCCACUGCGACUGCCACGUCAGCACCAGCAUCCGAACCAGCGCCAGUGGUUAAGAAGGUGGAGCUGACGAGUGUGCGAGUGACGGUGGUCCCUUCACCCAAGCUGCAAGUGCACUACUUUGUGCCCCGCCACGUGCAAGGAGACGACCUCACCACUCCUCAGGUGGAGGCACCAGUGCCAGUGACGCUAGCAGCACUCUUCCACAACUCGGGUCACGGCACAGCUGCUGCUGUCGCCACACAGUCACUGCUGCCCACCGCUGCCACCACCACCACCACCACCACCACCACCACUGCCGGCGCACCCGCCGCUGCUGACGUAGGCGCUACUACUACAACGGGUGACACGAGCAGCGCGGCAAUGAGUUUCAGCAUCACCAGCACAGUGCUGGGCAAUGAGCCGCAGCCGGCAUCGUUCUCUGUGAAGGUGGGCAGCAUCCCUCCAUCUGCUACAGCCAUGGUGCGCUGGACCAUAGAGGCCAGCCUCACAGGCACAUUCGAUACAGUCACCACCACCAACACCACCACCACCACCACCACCUCCUCCUCCCCACUCACCGGCCUCUCCCCCAUUCUCGAGUCGGUUGACAUUCACAACCUCGUGCACGUCGUCUAUCUGCCCGACGCUGCUUCAGACGACGGGCUGCCGGAUUUCCUGGUGGACGACAACGGGGACGAGCAGCCGGAGGCCAUCUACAGCAGCGCUGGUAACCGCGUGCUGCCCGUAUCCGCCGUGCCUUCCGCUGCUCUCGCGCCUGGCCGCCUGCUCUUCACCAGCGAAACCCGCGCCAAGCUCACUGUCGCUGUGGACUGGUCUGCCUUCCCACCAGCGGCAGCAGGAGGGUGGGCGCACAUGUCAUUUGCCUCGCAGCUGCCAUCGCACUGCUGGAAUCUCACCGCUGCUCUCCGAUCCAAUGGCUCUCAGCUGCCCGUGCCCUUCAACGCCUGGUCCUCCUUCUCCUCCUCCCCCGGUGCUCCCACUGGCACCGCUGCUGCCCCUGCCCCUGCCACUUCAACUUCCACCGCCCCUGCUUCUUCCCCCCCUGCUUCACUUUCUUCUGACACCACUCACAUUCUCGACUUUGUCUCCUCCCCCUCCUACACUCUCUUCUUCUCUUACUUUGAUCAGACCCUCUCCUUCCCCCACCUCCCCCCCUGCUUCCAGGCACCCCCCUCGGCCACCUCCAAACCCCUCUCCUCCCCCCCGUCCCCCUCCAAAUCCUUCUCCCCCUCCCCGCCCCCCUCCAAGCCCCCCCAAACCCCCUUCUCCUCCCCCUCGCCCUCCCCCCAAUCCCCCGAAACCUCCUCCCCCCCCUUCUCCUCCCCCUCGCCCUCCCCCGAACCCCCCACCAAAGCCCCCCUCACCACCACCCCCCAAACCCCCGUCUCCCCCACCUCGCCCCCCGCCCAACCCUCCCCCGAACCCACCCCCUCCGAAGCCCCCAUCCCCUCCCCCUCGCCCUCCCCCACGCCCGCCCCCGAGUCCCCCACGCCCGCCCCCACCCCCCAGGCCUCCUUCCCCCCCGCCUCGCCCUCCCCCACGCCCGCCCCCAAGUCCCCCACGCCCGCCCCCACCCCCCAGGCCUCCUUCCCCCCCGCCUCGCCCUCCCCCCCGCCCUCCCCCAAGCCCGCCCAAGGUUGUCUAGGACGCUCCGCUUACAUCGCCACGUCCAUUGGCAAAGGCAUCUGGGCUAUGGCGUUUGCUGAGAGUCACAAAUUCAGAUGUGUGACUCACCUCACGUUGAAGCGGCUUUUGAGUCGGGCAACACUAUGGAUGGAUGAGGGGCCUUGGUCUGCCCUCGCAGUACCGGCGGCAGCAGGGAGGUGGGCACACAUGUCAUUUGCAUCGCAGCUGCCAUCGCACUGCUGGAAUCUCACCGCUGCUUUCCGAUCCAACGGCUCUCAGCUGCCCGUGCCCUUCAACACCUGGUCCUCCUUCUCCUCCUCCCCCUCCACUCCCACUGGCACCGCUGCUGCCCCUGCCCCUGCCACUUCAACCACCACUGCCCCUGCUUCUCCUACUACUGACACCACUCACAUUCUCGACUUUGUCUCCUCCCUCUCCUACACUCUCUUCUUCUCUUACUUUGAUCAGACCCUCUCCUUCCCCCACCUCUCCCCCUGCUUCCAGGCACCCCCCAAGGCCUCCCCCGAACCCAUCUCCUCCCCCGCGCCCCCCCCCCAAUCCUUCUCCCCCUCCCCGCCCCCCUCCAAGCCCCCCGAAACCCCCUUCUCCUCCCCCUCGCCCUCCCCCGAACCCCCCGCCAAAACAACCCUCACCACCGCCCCCAAGCCCCCGUCUCCCCCACCCCGUCCCCCACCAAACCCUCCCCCAAACCCACCUCCCCCCAAGCCCCCAUCCCCUCCCCCUCGCCCUCCCCCACGCCCACCCCCAAGUCCCCCGCUCCCGCCCCCACCUCCCAGGCCUCCUUCCCUACCUCCUCGCCCUCCCCCCCGUCCUCCCCCAAGCCCUCCCAAGGUUGUCUAG